UCGGCUGAGUUUCCGCAGGUCGCCUGCACGCACCAGCUGAACCGACCGCGGCCUUCGAGUCAAACACUCGGCCCACAAGUCAGCAGGGACCCGAUGGUGCCGCGGACCGGACCUCUGACCGGACUCGAGUCGAGGCAGCGUCUGCUGCUCCGUUGCCACGGCGACGGCCUGAUCCAUAUGCAUGACCUGGAGGCGGGGCUUCACGGGAGCGCGCGCCGUUUCCUUUGAUCGGUCGUCAGCUCCUGGAAGAGCGCGUAUAAAGAGCGCCGCCCUCUGCGCGAGGAUGAAAGCGCCAUCACCGGAUUCAGGUUGGACCGCGCGCCACACACUACAGAGACGCCAAGAUGCCCAAGAAGAAGAAGGACAAGGGGAAGAAGCAGGACGAGGACGGACUCAGCAAGGAGGAGCGGAUGACCCUGCUGCUGAAGGACAAGCUGCAGACGGAGGAGAAACACUCCUUCCUCAACCGCAAGAGGCUGAACCUGACCUGGCAGGCGCUGGUCCGCAAAACCCGCUGCGAGGACCUGCUGGACGAGCUGAUCACACUCAAGCAGGAGUCGGACCGUCGACUGGACGACCUGGAGGCCAUCAUGCAGGGCCUGGAGCGGGAGCUGCGGGAGGCGGAGCGUCAGGUGGCCUGCGGGCGCCGCCUUCACCUGCAGAACCUGCAGCGUCUGCGGCGGCUGCAGGAGCAGUGCGCGGCCGCGGUGCAGCGGCGCUGGCAGAGCUGUCUGGAGAGCCUGCGCCGCAGGUUCCUCUCAGAGAGGAGUCACAUCGUGGCCCAGUGUCUGCUGAAGGAGGCCGACUGGGAGGACGUCCGCUUCGCUCUGGAGCAGAAGCACCGGGCCGAGAAGGAGGAGCUGCACCAGCUGUACGGGGAGAGCAUGGCCGUCCUGGAGGUGGCCCGGCAGGAGCAGGUAGAGGCGUGGCGCCUGGCUCUCCCUGCCGCUCCUCAGCCUGGACCUGUGUCUCUGCAGGCGGCGGUUCUGGCCCAGAGCAACUUUGAGAUGCUGAACGACAAGAUCCGUCAGAACCAGGAGGCCAAGCAGCAGCAGGACUCCGAGUCCAAGGGCCCGGAGCGCAAGGGCCAGCGCGUGGUCACCGUGAAGAACACCUGCAAGAAGAAGCUGAAGACGGCGGUCAGUGACCUGCAGCUGAAGCUGGAGAACAUCGAGCUGGACAACCUGGUCCUGGCUGAGCAGCUGACAGCCGUCGCCCACCACACGCCGCUGCUCCGCCGGCAGCUGGCUCAAGAUCGGAAGGUGGCGAAGAAGAAGCUGACGGAGCUCACCGUCAUCAGUGACGCCGUGGCCAAGCGCCUGAAGGCCGCCAUCGCCGCGGGGGAAAAGGUUCUGUCGGUGGUCCAGCUGUGUGAGAAACUGGAGCGAGAACAAGGAACCUUCUUCACCGCCUGCACGACCACCACCACCUGGCCCGCGCAUGCGCUGCCGCCGGAGCCCCGGGACGCCGAGGAGUUCCCGCAGCUGCGGAGCCUCCGGCGCCGACACGCCGUGGCCUCGCUGCAGCAGGACGCGCUGAGGCAGCGGCAAGGAGCUCUGGCGCAGGAGAACCGGCAGCUGAAGACGCUGCUGGGCCGCCGCCUGGACGCCAUGGUGCUGAGCGGCCGCAGCUGCUGAGCAGCACCCAGCUGGUCAUAAUGUUACCCCCGCUAGAGCACCACCUGCAGGUGAACGGGGGAUCAUUCCCUUUCAUAUUAGACAUUUUAUUUACAGUUCAACACUCUCUGUCUGUUGGCCACCAUACAACCGUUCAGAGCUCAGAUUUCCUCCUAAAGCCAGAACAGAAUUACAAAACUCGUCAAAACAACCUUUUUUUUUUCUCCAUUUUUCGGAAGACUAGAAAAAAUACUUUGAUUUUUCGGGUCAUGCAGUUACACAAACAGGUACACAGAAGCAGCUAAAAAUAAAAAAGAGUUGAAAUCCCGAGUUAGAAAAAUAAAAUCACCUUUGGAGGAAGAAUUAAAAACAAAGCGAAACCUGAAAACUGCAGGGCAGCCGAGGGCCGGCGGCCAAUCAGCCGGCAGCGUUGCUGGAGGAAGUCUCUGAUUGGACAGUUUCUCCUGAAGAAGAGGGGGGGGGACAACCUGCCUGGGUGUCACAUGACCCGCGGCCACCACGGUCAAUAAAUAAUGGACUCCUGUGGUGUCGAGAGCUUGUGAGCAACGAAACAUGGAUUUAUUUCCUCCAAGGUCCAGUGAUGUCACUUCCUGCCCUGGUUUGAGCUGCGACCUUGAACCGUGGUUUGGGCCAUUCUGGCUGCUCCGGACGACCCGCACUUCCUGUCUCCUCAGUCGCGUUCUGAAGUCCUGAAACCUUGGCGGCCGUGCCUUCAGCGCCG
Synchiropus splendidus (mandarinfish) is the source of this 2358-nucleotide messenger RNA. Its product is annotated as dynein regulatory complex subunit 2-like. The record is from RefSeq and is a predicted model, not a curated record. The transcript is spliced from 7 exons. The coding region runs from base 345 to 1637 and encodes 430 amino acids. Gene Ontology annotation, biological process: axonemal dynein complex assembly; regulation of cilium movement; cilium-dependent cell motility. Gene Ontology annotation, cellular component: axonemal dynein complex; axoneme. NCBI's taxonomy places the organism in Eukaryota, Metazoa, Chordata, Actinopteri, Syngnathiformes, Callionymidae.